AUGGGCAAGAUUAUCUUCUAUGAGGACAAAAACUUCCAGGGUCGCUCUUAUGAGUGUCACUCUGAAUGCCCAGAUUUGUCUUCAUACUUUAGACGCUGCAAUUCUAUCCGUGUAGAAAGUGGAAACUGGAUCUUGUAUGAACAUCCCAACUACAAAGGGCACCAAUAUUUUCUUCAUAAAGGAGAAUAUCCUGAUUUCCAGCAAUGGAUGGGUUAUAAUGACUCCAUUAGAUCUUGUCGCAUAAGCCCCCAGCAUCAAGGUUCAUUCAGAAUUAGGGUCUAUGAGAAAGAAGAUUUUAGAGGUCAAAUGAUGGAGUUCAGUGAAGACUGUCCUUAUGUUUAUGAGAGAUUCCGCUACAAUGACAUCUAUUCUUGCCAAGUGCAUGAUGGAUAUUGGAUGUUCUAUGAGGAGCCCAACUACAAGGGGCGUCAGUAUUACCUGAGGCCUGGAGAGUUCAGAAGAUACAGCGACUGGGGAGCUACUACUCCUAGAAUUGGAUCCUUCAGGCGUGUCCAUCAUUUCUAA
Bufo bufo (common toad) is the source of this 525-nucleotide messenger RNA. RefSeq names its product gamma-crystallin-3-like. Gene Ontology annotation, molecular function: structural constituent of eye lens. The transcript has 3 exons. Gene Ontology annotation, biological process: lens development in camera-type eye; visual perception. NCBI's taxonomy places the organism in Eukaryota, Metazoa, Chordata, Amphibia, Anura, Bufonidae. The coding region runs from base 1 to 525 and encodes 174 amino acids. The record is from RefSeq and is a predicted model, not a curated record.